UCACCUCUGGUCUAACUGACCAGCGAGGGGUAAAGACGCUAGCCUUUUCCGGGUCUGGGAAGAGAAAGAAGGUCACUUCCGGCGGCUGCGCUACGUCACUUCCUCCGAGGCUUGGCGUUCAGUCAGUGGGGACCCACGCGGGUUCAACAUGCGUAUCGAGAAGUGUUAUUUCUGUUCCGGGCCCAUCUACCCUGGCCACGGCAUGAUGUUCGUACGCAACGAUUGCAAGGUGUUCCGAUUUUGUAAAUCUAAAUGUCAUAAAAACUUUAAAAAGAAGCGCAAUCCUCGCAAAGUUAGGUGGACCAAAGCAUUCCGGAAAGCAGCUGGUAAAGAGCUUACAGUGGAUAAUUCAUUUGAAUUUGAAAAGCGUAGAAAUGAACCUAUCAAAUACCAGCGAGAGCUAUGGAAUAAAACUAUUGAUGCAAUGAAGAGAGUUGAAGAGAUCAAACAGAAACGCCAAGCUAAAUUUAUAAUGAACAGACUGAAGAAAAAUAAAGAGCUACAGAAAGUUCAGGAUAUCAAAGAAGUCAAGCAAAACAUCCAUCUUAUUCGAGCCCCUCUUGCAGGCAAAGGGAAGCAUUUGGAAGAGAAAAUGGUACAGCAGUUGCAAGAGGAUGUGGAUAUGGAAGACGCUUCUUAAAAAUCUCUGUAACCAUUUCUUUUAUGUGCAUUUGAAAAUGCCCUUUGGACACUUGGGACUGCUAAAUUAUUAGUUUAUUUUUUACACAAGGUCACUUAAAUGAAAAGUGAUUAAAGUAUAUUCUACAUAAAAAUGUUUUCUACAUUGCCAUCUAUAAAACAUCAGAUAUUACUGAUGUUACAUCGCAUCUCAGUGUUAAAUCUUCACUGACAGAUGUACUUACUCAUGAAAAUUCUGCUUAUAACUAUAGAAGUGAAUUGUGGAUGUGAAAUGCUUAUUCCAUUUGGAUAAUGGCACAGGGCAGCCUUUGUAUAAUAAGUAAUGGCAAAAAUUCAUGGUUAGUGAUGUAUAAAAUAAAAUAUUCUUUGCAGUAAAAUA
Molecule: messenger RNA, 1018 nt
Organism: Saimiri boliviensis boliviensis (Bolivian squirrel monkey)
Lineage: Eukaryota; Metazoa; Chordata; Mammalia; Primates; Cebidae
Gene: RSL24D1
Product: ribosomal L24 domain containing 1
Biological process (GO): ribosomal large subunit biogenesis
Cellular component (GO): nucleolus
Molecular function (GO): structural constituent of ribosome
Source: RefSeq, a predicted model, not a curated record